UUAAGUACGCGCCAUUUCUUGUAAGACGGAGUCGUCUUUUUUAACCAGAGAUUUCAAGUAAUUUCACUAAAAACAACGUUCAUAAGAUGGCAGAAACGAGCUCAGAAGCGACCUUAAGUCGUUUAAAUGAAGAGGAAACUGACAGUGAAUUGAUAAUGUACAAAAAACAGGCUGUUAAUGUGGUUACUUUCAAAAUCGUUUAUGAUGCAGAUGAUAUUGGUAAAAAGGAUGGGCAAUUCAAGCCUUUUAUGGCCCAUCAGGUGUUUGGAGAAAGCGAAUCAAUUUUCGGGUACAGAUCACUGUCUAUCGACAUUUAUUACAUGCACAAUUCGUCCAGAUGUUAUGUUGAUCUAAAGAGCUCUGGCAAAAUUAAAAAAGAUUUGUAUGAAGCCGACGAUAUUAUAAAGGCGUUAGAUGGAUGGCUUCCAGAAAAUUACAGUGUUGAUAAAAAAGACUUUCUAAAGCAAAUUGAGAGUGAGGAACAUGAUAAAAUAUAUGGGGAAAUUUUGGGGGAGUUCAAAGAUACACAAGAGGUUCCAAAUUUUCCGGAUAAAAAUAUAAACGCAACUUAUAAAAUUGCCAUGAUGGAUCUAAAAGAUCCCAAUUUUAUAGAGCUUCACAAAAAUUUCGAAACCCUGAUUGUGUGGUUUAUCGACGCAGCAAAUUUCAUAGAUUUGGAGGACGAUAAAUGGAUGAUAUUUUAUGUAUACGAGGAGUUUAAUCAUCCAGACACAAAAAAACUGAUGAGGUCGCCCGUAGGAUUCUGCACCUUGUACAAAUUCUUUCACUACCCUGACAAGAUCAGAGCGCGCAUCAGUCAGUACUUUAUUUUGCCUACGCAUCAGAGGAGGGGAAUCGGUUCGAAAAUGUACAAAAUCGUUUUUGAACAUCUCAGGAACAUGCCUGAUGUCAUUGAUAUAACAGUUGAAGAACCGACCUCAACAUUCCAAAAAAUAAGAGACAUAAACGAUUCCCAAUUGAUUUAUGAUAGCUUGAAAGGCAACAAGUUAGAAAUAAAUAUAGGCAACCGAAAAAAAAUAAACGAGCUCAUGAAAAAAGUGAAAUUAUGCAAGAAACAGUCAGCGAGAAUUUUCGAUAUUUUGGGAUGCCACAGGGCAAAAAAAUGCGGCCCUUUCGAGUACAACAAUUGCUUGAACACUAUUAAAAGAAGAAUUGAAAAUGACUUGGAGAGGGAACAAAGGGCUGGAAAAAGGUUUUGCCCGAUACAGGGUGCUACUCUUGCGGCAAUAGACACGAAAAGUCUUGUCGAGUCGGAAUUUAAACGUUACAUCGAGGACAUCACUCCGUCUGUUAAAUAUUUGGUGGCAAAUAUGUUGUAAAUUAUAUUAACGAUUAAAUUAUUACUACCUUUUAACGUGUUAAGUAUUAAAACUAAAUAAGUGUUAUUAUUGAUUUUGUACAAUUUUUUUUUGAAUAAAAAACAUGAAUAUAAAAUAAAAAUUUAUUGACU
This is a messenger RNA of Brassicogethes aeneus, 1471 nucleotides long. The record is from the annotation of a GenBank genome assembly. Lineage: Eukaryota; Metazoa; Arthropoda; Insecta; Coleoptera; Nitidulidae.